Messenger RNA from Didymodactylos carnosus, 849 nucleotides. The record is from the annotation of a GenBank genome assembly. Lineage: Eukaryota; Metazoa; Rotifera; Eurotatoria; Philodinida; Philodinidae.
AUGUUUGACGAUCAAGAACAACAACAACAACAGGAUAAUGAUAAAUUAGAAUCUCUAUUAUCUCCAAUAUUUCCUAAAGCAACAAGUUUAUUAUUUCAUACCGGAAAUGCGUUAACAUAUUUCAAGUUAGUAAGAAAAACAAAUAUGAAUAUUACAGAAGAAAUAAUAGAAUAUAUAUCAACAAUGUUACGAACGUUAAGAAAAAAUAAUAAUUUCAAACAAUUUGAGAACGAGACAUAUGUUAAAAUUAUUCCUGAAGAUAUAAAUCAUGAGGGAUCAUCAUCGAAUGCGACUGGAAACAGUGGAUCAAAUACUGUUGAUUAUGAACAACUUAGCAGAGAAGAUUUAAAAAUAUCAGUAUUACAAGAAAUGAAAGAAAACUAUUUAGAAAGUUUAUUGUUAUCGUUUCCGAAUUAUGGUGCAAAAUUAACUAUUGAUGAAAUAUUGCCACUUUGGAACGUUGUUGAAAGUUAUAUGAAUAAUCAGAAAAUUUUAUCAGCAGGUGUAUGCGAUUUUAUGUUACCAUUAUUAUUAGAAUUAUGUGAUCAUGCAAAACAUAAACCGUAUGCAGAUCAAAUUAAUUUGGGCGUAUGUUGUUCUAUUCCUGACGAACUAAAUAAAUAUGUUAAAGAAAAUGAUAUUCAACUAUUAACUCAUAGUGAUCCAAUGGAUAUUAUUAAUGAUAGUGAUUUUCAAAAUUCAAUAAAAAAUUAUUGUCAUGAAUAUGAUGCAUUAGAUUGGCGACCAACAUGGGUGGCAAGAUACAAUUCUAUAAUAGCAAAUCGUGGUAUUAUUAAAACAAAGGGCUAUUUUGUCUAUGCUAGUAGAGAAUUACCAAUCAAGUCAUGA